Molecule: messenger RNA, 2896 nt
Organism: Cyclopterus lumpus (lumpfish)
Lineage: Eukaryota; Metazoa; Chordata; Actinopteri; Perciformes; Cyclopteridae
Gene: tsc22d3
Product: TSC22 domain family, member 3
Exons: 5
Coding region: 477-1505 (342 amino acids)
Biological process (GO): regulation of transcription by RNA polymerase II
Source: RefSeq, a predicted model, not a curated record
AAAGAAAAAGUGCAAGGAAAACAAGUGAUAAGCAGCUUCUGGGUUUUGCUUUCAAGCUCACUCCUGCUGAAUCGGCGUGAGUGAGUGAGUGUGUGUGUGUGUGUGUGUGUGAGUGAGUGAGUGAGUGUGUGUGUGUGCGGCGCGUUCACUCUUUCUCCUGCCACAGUAGCAACACAUUGCAGAAGCGUCUGCCCAGAAGAAAAGGCUAAACGCAGCAGAGCCACAGAAGGAGAAACUUAGGGAUAGAAGCAGGCAGAGUAGCCCAGCGUGACUGCACCUCUCAGCGGGGAUCUCAACCUGCCAUUUAGCCUUCCUGGUGCCGCAGUGGAGACACUAGACCAGCCCAGGCUGCCUGUCUGUCUCUCUGAGCUGAGGGAAACACCCUGUUAGUGUUUUGCCUGUUACUUUGGCUGAAACUCCUGCACCUGCCCUCCAUCACCUGGGCGUCUGUCCUUUUCCUCCACCUGUCCAAAGACAUGUCAGACGAUGACUGCCUCUCGCCCAUCGGCCUGGACUGCUGCAGUUGCUGCCUAGACCUGGCCAAUGGCUGUGAUGACUCCAUGGCCGGCAGUCCAGGCCUGCCAGGAAGCCCCACCAGCCCUACUGUCAAUCACUUUCGUCAGCUCCGCAGCCAGCUGAUGUACCAGAACCUGAACACGGACAAGCUGAACACCAUCAUGAGGCAAGACUCCCUGGAAUCCGUGGUGAGGGAUCCCUGCUUCCUGCUGAACGAGGGCAUCUGCAACAGCAACAUUGACCAGACCAUGCUGUCUAUCCUGCUCUUCUUUCACAGAACACAGUUGCUGACAACAAAACUGCCACAGAACAGCGAGCAAACGGCCAGACGACUCCUGCCUCUCCAGCAGCACCUUCAUUUGGAAGCCAAGAUGGGACACACUCAGACGCGCCCCGCUGAAGUCGCGCCAUUUGGGGCUACGCCACCCUGUCCCAGGACGCUGUGCGCCCUCCGCCUGGCCGAACCGGCCCACAGAUUCUGCUGCCACUACCAGCACUUCAGCUACCCUGAGAGAGCUAUGAGUUACUCGCCCCCUUACUCACCGAGUCUGUUCAAGAGGCCAGAUCGGCGGAACGCUUCCCACUCGUAUCUGGUGCAUCUCGGCAGAACCACAGGCUUCCACCACAGUGCCGUGACUCCCCCCUAUGGUAAAUGGAACUAUCACAGCGGGGCAAGUGCCUCUGGUGCUAGUGUUGUGGCCAUCGACAACAAGAUUGAACAGGCGAUGGAUCUUGUCAAGAACCACCUGAUGUACGCGGUGCGUGAGGAGGUGGAGGUCCUCAAAGAGCAGAUCAAAGAGCUGGCAGAGAAGAACAACCAGCUGGAAAGGGAGAACUACCUGCUGAAGAACCUGGCCAGUCCCGAGCAGCUGGAGAAGUUCCAGUCUCGCAUCCCGACAGACGUGCUGUUGCCCCUGGACAAUCUGAUCGCCCAGGUGACCCCAGACCAGCACCAACCCUGCAGCCACAGCACUGGCUCUGCUGUAUAAGUGGCUCUGCCUUGGGCCAAGCAGAGCCACUGUCUCUUUACAGUAAUGGACCUCCAUUUGAACGUAAGCGUUACAAAGUCGCUGCCGUCGAGAACCCUUCGUAACCACGAAGGUGACGCAUCGGGGCUGUAAAUGACCGAUGAGACACACGAGGACUGUUGACACCGAUAAGCACAAAACAGAACUUAAGACUCUCUGACCGGUGCGGCGUCAGGCUGAUACUGUCCGACUCUCUGUGGUCGUCUCUCUGUGUAGACAAAAGCGCUGAGGAUAGAAAGAGGGCUGACUAGACACACUGACGAGCGCUUGCUUUCAGACGGCAAGGGGCGGGGGGCUUUCCCUGCCUUGCCGAACCCUGCCAACAAACGCCCUUUGCUCGAGAGCGAGAGAGAGGGGUAAGGAGGUGUUGAUCGGGCUGGCCCCGCAGGUGCUAACUUGGAAAGGGUUGGAGGUUGCUCCCCACUCACCCGGAGGAGACUCAUCUGAGGCGGUCCUCCGCAUCUUAAACCAUGUUUAUGUGGAUACGUCUGCUCUCGUAAUCCAAGUUUCAAGCCCUCCCCCCCUCCCCCCCCCCCCCAAACACACGUCAGACACAUAACGACAACUUCUCCUGUGCUUCCAAUGUAUUGCUCAUGUGUUCAUGUACAUCUUUGCAUAACAAGAAUAAUCAUCAGGAUAAGCUAAGGCAACAGAGGUGGAGGUUAAUGCAGUACAGCCGAUUAGCGCUGAUGCACUGCUGCAGUAGACUGACCAGUGUACUGUAAUGAUUCAUAACAUGUAAACUUGCAUUGCCAACAGUUGGGGCUUGCUUUUUUUUUAUGGGGGGAAUUAAUCCAGCUGUAUCUCGGGUUUUUGUUUCUGAUUCUGAACACAAAUCAGUUUGUAAAAAAAAUAGGAGCAAGUGGUCUUAAAAUAUUGUUUUGUAAUCUUGGGUAACUACUAUGUACAUUGAGGUGAACGUAGUACAGCUGGCGAGCAGACGCCAGCAUUUGUCGCUGCAGAUGCACUCCUGAUUUUAGCAGCUCCGUCCAGUAUCUGGUCUGUUACUUGCUCAGAUGUCAACUGGAAAACGAUGGCAUGACAACAUUGCCUGUCCUUAGUAAGAGAGAAACACAUUUCAACACUGAGCUCUGUUGUUUUUUAGCUACCAAAGACUUUUUUUUUGACAGUUUUAUUUUGUUUCUACUCACAACUGAAGCCGAGCAAACCAGGACCAUGUGUACACAACUUCACAGGGAGAAGACUUGUUUGUAGCUAGUGCUAAAGUUUGUAUGUGUUUUUGUAAAGAUAAUGGUAUUGUUGCUGUAAAGUAUCCUCGAAAAAGUUGUUCACUAUGGUGUUUGGAUACAACUGCACAUUUGCAAUAAACCUUAUGUUUACAUAAUACAAUA